GACCUACGUCGCGGUCUUGAUAACGGCGACCUCGCAACCACAGGCCUGACCGGCAGCACAAGACAGGGACUCGCGCGGCGAGGCGGCUACUUCGGAGUUCGGGCCUGCCGGCGGGCUGCGGCAUCCAUCGCCCGGCGCUCCGUGUCUUCGCACUGCGCAGCUGCAACGAACAGGCAGAAACAGUGAACACCGUGAGUUCAGUUUGAAUUUCAGUUGGGGACUGUGAAUUCGGUCCUCUUCGCUAUCAAUUUAGAAACUGAGAACUCUGAAUUUCGUAUGCAUCGUCCAGUGUGUCUGAACUUUUGUUUUCUUCAUUAUUACUAUGCAUCCCUUUGACUCAUGAACAAAUGCAACGGUUAUUACUGAAUUUUUCUCCCUACUCUAAGGAUUGGAAUACACAGCGUCGAAAUUCUUCUGUCCGUCUGCUGUCGGGACUGAGCCGCAGCACCUCGCGCGGCACCUGUUCGACGAAUUACCCCGCCCAAGUAGGUCCUCUAGUCUCUUGCCAUGAAAAUGCUAUUGCUAGGGGCUGCGCUCUGCCGACCACCAUUACCGUGUCCCUCCACCUCCAGCUGCUCCCUGACGUCGAGGCAUAAUUGCUCCACAUCUCCUUUUCCGCGGCAGCCAGGCGUGGUUAUGCACCGGCGCAUGUACCCCAAGAUCGAGGCCACAGCGAGGCACGGCGCGAGGAAGGAGAAUGCCAAGGUCAGGAACCGCAGGCACCAGAAAAAGUUCAAUGGCACAGAGACGAAGCCCAGACUGUCCGUCUUUUGCUCCAACAAACAGCUAUACGCCAUGCUCGUCGAUGACCACGGCAAGAGGAUGCUGUUCUAUGCCAGCACCCUGCAGGAGGCCAUCUGCGGCGAACCGCCCUGCAGCACUGUGGAGGCUGCUCGGAAGGUCGGGGAGGAGCUGGUCAAGGCGUGCAAGGAGCUCGACAUCUCUGAGGUCUCAUGCUACGACCGCAAUGGAUUCGCUCGAGGGGAGAAGAUGAUGGCGUUCGAGGAUCCGAUCGCGCAGCAUGGGUUCCUGCCGAGAUAGCAGAAACAUGGCAUGGCAGGUUUGCAUUGCCUGUUCAGAGUAGAGAUUAUUUAGGGAAGAGUAGGAAGAAAGUUGUUUGCUCUGUGAGUUGCUUGCCGGAUGUAUGAUCCGAAGAACGUUGUUCACGCCAG
Molecule: messenger RNA, 1172 nt
Organism: Lolium rigidum
Lineage: Eukaryota; Viridiplantae; Streptophyta; Magnoliopsida; Poales; Poaceae
Product: 50S ribosomal protein L18-like
Exons: 4
Coding region: 508-1041 (177 amino acids)
Biological process (GO): translation
Cellular component (GO): ribosome
Molecular function (GO): structural constituent of ribosome; 5S rRNA binding
Source: RefSeq, a predicted model, not a curated record